Molecule: messenger RNA, 975 nt
Organism: Suillus bovinus
Lineage: Eukaryota; Fungi; Basidiomycota; Agaricomycetes; Boletales; Suillaceae
Exons: 3
Coding region: 1-975 (324 amino acids)
Source: RefSeq, a predicted model, not a curated record
AUGACCCAGUCGAAGAAUACAUCCACGACAUCCCCCCUUCUUGAAACACCACCCAGCUCUCCCGCACGUCACAAACCAGCCAUGACAGCUGCUUCUGUACUCAACAAGAUGCAGAAUGAUGAAGGUGGCUUUUAUGCUGCAACACCCAAACUAGCUUACCGUGCAGAGUAUUUUGCUGGUGGUCAAAAGGGUAACAUCCUCAUCGUGAAAGGACGGAACUUGAACGAAGAUGCUGAAUUCAUAAUCCACGGUGUAUUUGAAAUCAGCCGUAACAAUUUCUACUUUACACCCGAUGCCAAUUUCAACCCUACAAAUGUUUUCCAAGGACGUUUUGCAGAUGUUAAACUAAACUGCAAACUCAUGGCAGGCCAUAGCGAGGCUUUCAAAUUUCCCUCCGAUGAUUUUUCGGCCAUUCUCAACAAUAUCCGUGCUUUCAAGAAGUUAGUUCCAAAAGAACGGGAUUAUGAGACAGUCAACAUUAUCCACGACUCUCUUGGCCACAGGUCAAUCAAACUCACGCACAGUCUCUUCAAAGCCAAGGCCGAUGACCUUGAAGCUGAUGCUAAUGAUGAAGGUGACGGCAAUGGCAAAGGCUCAACAACGACAGCAGAGAGCCUAAGUUCCGAAUACAAUAUGGCAUCUUGGCCAGUUUCUGACCGCUGCAAAGGUCAUCUUCAUGAACUUGUGUCUUCCCACAAUAUCCAACCUUUACCCACAUAUGAUGAAAACCAUAAACUUAUCCCGCCGAGUCAAUACGAAUCGAAGCUGAAAGGUGCACUCGUCGAAGUUCAUAUGGCUAUUUGUCACCAUCGCAUCAAGUCAUCGAGACGUGACAUUUUCAAUGCGGUCUUGCAAGAAAUUAUUGUCCUCGCUCCGCCUGCAGCCAUGCCAACCAGCCCGUUCAAACGUCGCUGCCUCAAUGAAGGCCCUUCUACAGAACAACAGAACAAAGGGAAAACCCCAAUCAGAGGCUAA